Trypanosoma brucei brucei TREU927 is the source of this 771-nucleotide messenger RNA. RefSeq lists its product as hypothetical. The record is from RefSeq and is a predicted model, not a curated record. Bases 1 to 771 code for a protein of 256 amino acids. NCBI's taxonomy places the organism in Eukaryota, Euglenozoa, Kinetoplastea, Trypanosomatida, Trypanosomatidae. The transcript has a single exon.
AUGAAUCGGACAGUUGCAAUCUGUGGCCAGAGGUCUCUUGCUCGUUUUAAGUACGCGGCUGUUACGGGGCUUUUGACCUUGAAAGUACCCCAAGGUGCCUUAUUUAAUAUGCUCGUUGCCGCUAUUGGUUUCCUUGAAGGGUUUGAUGCGCAUGGUUUGUCUUUUUCUGUUGAUGUCCCUGACGGAGCGUUCUGCAAGACGAGGCCUAUUGGUUGUUGUUAUACAGAAGUAUCGCGUGUUUCCUCACUACCAAAGCUGAUGCCGACGGAGCAGACAAGCGCAUCCACCAGGAACCGUUAUUCGAUGAAUGCAAAGACAUGUGAAUCACAACCACCACACAGCGUUGAGAACAUUCCAUUUCGCGUAUUCAUCGACGUUGCUGACGGACCCCUCGCUGGUGAGGAAUUUUUGUACGAUAAGUUGAAAACUGUGAGCUGCCCGUGCAUAUCCAUGAAGGUGAUGGCCGUUUUCUUUGCAGCUGGUGUGACAGCGCCAAAAGAAAUUAUGUUACCGUUUUUUGAUCGCGUUGCCACUCAUGACAAAACAACAGCGAUGAAUCUUGCGUCCUUUCUCGAAUACGAAAUGAAUAUAUCGAGUUAUGUAAGGUUUCUGAAAAGUGGCCAAACUAAGCAACACUAUCCAAAUCGUUCCAAGCUGGAGGAAAUAAUGAAAUUUGCUGCACGAAGUAAUUGUGGUGAAACACAAAUUGCUUCCCAAAGAGGUGGGCCAACAAGGAGUAGCCGGUUGCAGCGUACACGCGAAAGGAAGUAG